Vollenhovia emeryi is the source of this 579-nucleotide messenger RNA. RefSeq names its product dolichol-phosphate mannosyltransferase subunit 3 (gene Dpm3). The record is from RefSeq and is a predicted model, not a curated record. The coding region runs from base 119 to 418 and encodes 99 amino acids. Gene Ontology annotation, biological process: GPI anchor biosynthetic process. Gene Ontology annotation, cellular component: dolichol-phosphate-mannose synthase complex; endoplasmic reticulum membrane. The transcript is spliced from 3 exons. NCBI's taxonomy places the organism in Eukaryota, Metazoa, Arthropoda, Insecta, Hymenoptera, Formicidae.
GACCUUACCAGUUCAUGAAUCGGCCGUUCGACCGCACUGUCACUGAUUUAAGCAGGAGUUGAGUCUCGUCUCUAGUCUUCAUGCAUGCCUUCUAGUUUUUGAGGUUAAGAUAAAGAAAAUGACAAAACUGCUGGAGUGGGUGUCGUGCACAACGGUGCUUUUUGGCGUGUGGCUCGCUACAAUUAGAAGUGACUCUACCUUCGUUAAGGAAUGGCAUGAAAUUAUACUUUUUCUUCCAGUUAUUUCCUUAGUUCUCUUUGGAUUAUAUUCAGUUACUGUCAUCUUGUACAGAGUAUUCACUUUUAAUACCUGUGAAAGCGCAGCCACCGAACUUCAGCGACAAAUAGAAGAAGCUAAAAAGGAUCUCCAGAGCAGAGGUGUAACGCUACGAGGAUUUGAUGUUUCUUCAACUUCUUAAAACUGUAAAUAGUAUAUAAUAAAAUAAAAACAUAACUUUUCUAACUUAUAUGUAUUUAAACAUAUAAUUUUCUCUAUUUGUACUUUGUUAAUGUAGGUGGAUACAAAACAUGUACAUAUUUAUCAUUAAAUAUAUAAAGCUAUGAACUGUAAUAUUGCAAA